CAAAGCAAGUACACUUUAAUGCAUAUUGAAAAUAUUCAUAACAGAAAAAAUUGUAUUGAAAAAAAGUAAACAACAAAAUGUACCAAAUAUUAUAUGUUGCGAUAAGUUUACAGUUUAUCAUCGCGUCGAAAUGUGAAACAUUACCUGAGAGUAUUACAAAAUGUCACUACGGAGAUAACAGGUGUGUAAGAUUGUCGAUCAACGAGGUAAUUGAGAAAUUUCCUAAAGGAAUCCCAGUGAUUGGAAUGAAAGCCAUGGAUGUUGUCAAGCUGCCAAAUGUUCAAUUCGCGAAUAAUGAUGAGCUCAAUGAUUUUUGGUUCAAGUUAAAGCUGUAUAACCAAUCAAUUUACGGGUUUGAGAAUACAGUUAUAUCGGAAGCUAAGGGAUUCGUUAAAGAUCCAACAUCUGCACAGAUAAAAAUUCGGGGCGUUAUACCCAAACUUGUCUGUGCGGGUAAUUACGAUGCCAAGGGCCGCAUGCUAUGGAUGCUGAAUAUUAAUGCAACUGGAGUUACUAAAUCAGAACUUAGCCAUGUAUUGUUUAGAAUGGCUUUAAGAGUUCAAACUGAAUAUCGUAAUAAUAAACGCUACCUUAAGAUUAAUGAACUUACACCCAAUAUCGGCAUUGAUCGCUGGCAAAUGUGGUUUGACAAUUUCUUCCCGGAAAAUCCGGCGUUAACCACUGUUAUUAAUACAAUAUUUAAUGAGAAUUGGUCUGAAAUUUGGAAAGAACUAGAAAAUCCAAUAUUGCAAAUAUUUACUAACGUACUUUUAAGUAUGCUGAAAAGUAUUUUUGAUAAUGUUCCAUAUGAUGACUUGUUCAUAUCCAAGAAUGACACCAAACAAUUAUGA
Molecule: messenger RNA, 851 nt
Organism: Drosophila nasuta
Lineage: Eukaryota; Metazoa; Arthropoda; Insecta; Diptera; Drosophilidae
Product: circadian clock-controlled protein daywake-like
Exons: 3
Coding region: 78-851 (257 amino acids)
Biological process (GO): multicellular organismal reproductive process
Source: RefSeq, a predicted model, not a curated record